UUUUUUUCCAAAAAAAAACUUUUGGCUUAUAAGCAUACCUUGUUUAAAUAACUUGUUCAUGGACUUUACUUUCGCUUUUAGAAAGAAAAUGUGCUUCCGGUGCAUGUUGGAUUGUUGGCGCAUUUAGUUCUGUUCACCACAAAGGCUGCGCAUUGUGUAGCUCAACAGUCAUGAAGAAUGGUUCACGAAAUAGAAGACUUCUACGGAGUGUAUCUCCUUUACAAUCUCAACCCAAAGUAUAAAGGUCGCACAUAUAUUGGUUACACUGUCGACCCAAACCGGCGAAUAAAGCAGCACAAUACAGGGGCCCAGGCUGGGGGAGCAUGGCGGACAGACGGCAAAGGGCCAUGGGAAAUGGUACUCAUUAUCCAUGGUUUCCCAAAUGACAUCUCAGCUUUGCGGUUUGAGUGGGCUUGGCAGCAUCCUGAUAAGUCACGUCGUUUGAGACACUUGUCUAAGAAGUCAAAGAAGGAGAGUCAGUUUGAAUUCCGCUUUCGUAUCGUAUCACAAAUGCUGAGAACUGGACCUUGGAACAGACUUCCUCUGAAUAUACGAUGGCUGAAACAGGAAUUCAAGCUGGAUUUCCCACCUGAAGCUAGCCCACCAAUACACAUGCCAAUAGUUUAUGGUCCUGUGAAGAGCAAACGGAUUGGAAAGAAAGGCAAGGGAAGAGAAGAAAAAGCUCCCAAUGAAUCAGAAAGUGAUGAAAUGGAUCUGUGCCGUAUUACUUUGAAGCAUUCCCUGUGUGAAAUUUGCUACAGCAGAUUCAAGCCCGAAGACAGCAAAGUGUCCUGCUUCCAUCCCAACUGUUCCAUGGUGAGCCACAUGCUGUGUCUGUCGCGGAGAUUCAUCACUGAGAAAGACGAGGUCAUACCAAUAGACGGACCAUGUCCAAAGUGCAAGCAGAUUCUUCUCUGGGGUGACGUCAUCAGACAUAAGAAUGGUUGCUACCAGAACCUUAAUGAAUCCACGGGACAGAGUGAUGUCACACCAGGCACAGACAGUGACAACUGGGAUUAACUUUACCAGUGUUCACAAUGGGAGUUGAUUAUUGACUACCUGGCAGGGAUGUGUAUUGAUCAACUCCCAAGUAUUGUCAACUUUCUACAAACAGCUGUUGCACAUGUAGUUAUACUGACGUCCUUGAGUUGCAGCUUAAUGAUUUCUGGCUCACAUCUUGAACUGUUUACUUAGCCAUCCUUUUGCAGAAUAUAUUUAUGUGUUAUAUGUU
This is a messenger RNA of Gigantopelta aegis, 1231 nucleotides long. RefSeq names its product structure-specific endonuclease subunit slx1-like. The transcript has 7 exons. Gene Ontology annotation, biological process: double-strand break repair via homologous recombination. Gene Ontology annotation, molecular function: 5'-flap endonuclease activity; crossover junction DNA endonuclease activity. The coding region runs from base 178 to 1020 and encodes 280 amino acids. The record is from RefSeq and is a predicted model, not a curated record. NCBI's taxonomy places the organism in Eukaryota, Metazoa, Mollusca, Gastropoda, Neomphalida, Peltospiridae. Gene Ontology annotation, cellular component: Slx1-Slx4 complex.